AAAUCUUCUUUACCGGCAAGCAGCCAGAGACACUGAAUUGUCAUGCCGUAGAAAACGUUCAAAACAAUCGUCAUCAACCAUGGCUGUCAUUUGGCCGAAACUCGCAUUUUUCUUUGGAAUUGUGUCCCUAUUUCAUGCAGGAUACUCAGCUGCGCAACAUCGAACGUAUAUGCGCGUUACAGAACAAGAAUUCAUCGCUUUGCCAACUGACAUUGGUGUGCAAGGUCUCUGGAGUCUUCUUCUGGCAAUGUAUGGAAUUCUUCAUAUUGCUGGAGAUUUCAAGGAAAUUAGAGCCAAUGUACAACUUCAAAACAAAUCUUGGGAAACUGUUGGCAACCGACCUACAUUUUACACCUUUGCUCAUCGAGGCCGCGCUCUCAGCCCAAACUAUGUGGCACCAAAGUCUAAAAGUGCCAUGGAUGGUGGGGAAAAUGUCUCAUCUUGAGUGAAUAAUUAACUUUGAUUUUAACAUUGUCUGAUUUUUGUACCUGCAUAGUUUUGACUCAUGGUAUUGAUAUCAAAGGCAUUUUCUAGAAAUGACUAUUAUUUUAUUGAAUGUUAUGUUCCAUGAUAAGGAUAAUUUUCAUACCUUUGCUGUAAAUUGAUGCAAUCAUCUUAAUUGAUUGAGCAUAGAUUGCUAGAUUAAAUGAGAUCCAACAUGAAAGUACCAAGUUGUUGUGUGUUAUGUUUGUGAAAUCUUGAUCGUUGAAGGAAUGUACGGUAAUGUAGAAUAGUUGAGCAGCAUUAUAUUUGCCUCGAAAAAUAUUGACAUCAAAAUAUCCUGUCAUGAUGGAGGCUUUGCAUUUAUUACAUGUUAUACCUCUGUUUAUUACCUAUAUUUUUUCUUUUUUUGAAAUAGGAUCAUUUGUUGUGUUUACUUAGCCACAGUAUUUCGUAUUUACUGUUGUCGUUGUAAUUCUUUUGAACAGUUUGCAAAUCUGAGUUGUUUAAGCACUGCAUUAAGUCCUACUAAAAACAACUGGAGGAACUGUUUCUGAUGUUAUGUCAAUAUCAGGAAAGACAACUUUUUGGAAAAAAAAGGAAUAUGACAAGAAUUUUGUAUGUACUUUAUUUUUUAAUUACAGUAUUACUUGAAAAUGUUUCAAGGCUUAACCCAAGAUUUGGUUGUCAGUGAAAAAUGUAAAGUAGUGAUGCUUUGCAGGGCACACUCAUUAAGGGGACAUUGAAGGUUUUGGCAAAUUCAUUAAAAUUUUUAGUACGGAAGUUGAAUGCGAUACAAAUACAGAGGUUUAAAAAGUUCUUGACAGUGUGCUGAAAACUUGCUUGAAAGUAUAUAACAUUGGUCCCAGUUGGUAAUAUUCUUGGGUUGAGGAUAAUGAUUAUUUUGGAAUUAAAUAUUGGAAAGUACACUGUACUUAAACAUUGUCACACACUGCAAACUUUACAAUUAAAAUGUGAAUCCCCUUUUUUGUUAUUUGUAAUUGUACUGUAUAUAGAUUGGUUUGAUCCUUGUAAUUAGAAGUAUGAACUCUGUUCUUUGUAAAUUAAUUAGAGCUUCUGCAUUUUUCUUUUAUGUAAAUGAUAAGAUUUUAUAGAUUGAAAUAAACCAUUUAAGAAAA
Messenger RNA from Macrobrachium nipponense, 1580 nucleotides. It is a transcript of the gene EMC5, whose product is annotated as ER membrane protein complex subunit 5-like. The coding region runs from base 80 to 445 and encodes 121 amino acids. The transcript has 4 exons. The record is from RefSeq and is a predicted model, not a curated record. NCBI's taxonomy places the organism in Eukaryota, Metazoa, Arthropoda, Malacostraca, Decapoda, Palaemonidae.